Molecule: messenger RNA, 831 nt
Organism: Fusarium subglutinans
Lineage: Eukaryota; Fungi; Ascomycota; Sordariomycetes; Hypocreales; Nectriaceae
Exons: 2
Coding region: 1-831 (276 amino acids)
Source: RefSeq, a predicted model, not a curated record
AUGCAUUUCCUCAGCACUCUUGUUCUAUCCUUUGUGGCAACCGCCUAUGCCACGCCCCUUGCUAUCAGGCUGGACAACACCGAGCCCCCAGAGAACACAACAUUCUUCAAGUGCGUCGAAGGCACCACGGACCCCAUCUGCCUUAAGAUUCGCGGACCAUCUUCCGAUGUCAUCACCGAGAUCGUUCAUCCGGACGGAACCGUCGAGGUCCAUCGCAACAAAUACACCCGUGAGCAACUGAAAGAUAUCCGUCACCAGAACAGAGUCAGGAGCGCCGAGCACAAGCCUGGCCACACCGCCCGCGAUGGAUCUGCCGCAUUCAUCAACGACUUCACCAAGAGAGAGUCUGCCCCUCCAGCCUGGCACCAGGUGGGAAAUUGCUUCUACUGCGACCAGUGUACUGAGGCUAUUGCAGUUGGUUUCUCGGUCUCUCAAACCUGGACUGUUGGUUUGAGCGCCAAGUUCGGCGAAGUCAUUGAAGCAACUUUCAGCUUCUCCUGGGGCGAGACGCAUACUCUGACUGAUACGCGAACAUGCCAGUGGAACUAUGUUGAGUCAGGGUGCCAUUCUAUUUGGAACCAGCCCUUGAUGUCCUAUCACAAUGGAUACGCCAACUAUCAGACUCACACGCACUGUGGCGCUGGUCAAGGCCAAGGAGCUUCGGAUUCUUAUUACGACCACAAUUGGGCGUAUGCCAACGUCAAUCAGAUCGGUAACAACAAUGGUGCCAAUCAGGGCAAUCUGGGGUGUGGCAGUGGAUGUCAAGGCAACGAUCACCGGCAGUGUCAGUACGGAAACAAUGGCGGUUCUCUCUGGCCCAAUUCGAACUAG